Messenger RNA from Aspergillus aculeatus ATCC 16872, 1107 nucleotides. RefSeq lists its product as uncharacterized. The record is from RefSeq and is a predicted model, not a curated record. The transcript is spliced from 3 exons. NCBI's taxonomy places the organism in Eukaryota, Fungi, Ascomycota, Eurotiomycetes, Eurotiales, Aspergillaceae. The coding region runs from base 1 to 1107 and encodes 368 amino acids.
AUGGCGCUCUUCGGGGAUUCCGAAUCCAAGAAGGAGAAGAAAGCCGCGAAGAAAGCCGAGAAGGAGGCCAAGCAAGCCAGGAAGGAGACGGACUCCUUUAGAGGUAGCUUCUACGUCCCGGAUUCAGCUUCAAAUUGGCAGAAGCUGGCUACUUCGUCUGGUCUAUUGCAGAAGUCUCUUUACGAUCUUGUCAAUCUUGGGUCAGGCUCGCGUGUCAAGAAGAAGCAGUUCGUUCUCUUCAAGGCCUUCUGGCCACCAUCGGAGCCUGUCUGGAAACUGAGUGAUGAUGCAGCUGAGUAUGAGCUAGAUCCAGUCUGGAAAGAAGCGAUUGACCUGGUCAACGGCUCCUCAGAGAUAGGAAAGUAUCUCCAACUAGUUGGCCAGCCCUAUCAGCUAGCCGCUCUGAACGAGAACGACGACUUGUGGCCAGGUUCUUGGGCGCCUGUGCUUAAAUGGCAAAACCGCUGUAUCGCGCUGGCCAACAAGAAGAAACCGGCUCAGGACACGCCUUCCACAGGGACCAGAUCGCGGAAGAAACAGAAAACGAGUCACCAAGCAGAAAAGCGCCCCAGCGACGAAGCAAUCACGAAUACGACUCUCCUCCUAUUCUUGGACGCCCUCUCGAGUUUGAUUCCGAACCCAUCCUUCGAAUUCAAAAUCUUUCGCGCGGCAUUCGAAGCCACCUUCAGAACCGUCUCAUACAGGGCCCUUACAGAUGGUGCUUUGUGGCUUGUCGAUCAACCGGAAGACAUCAGGGUUAUCUUGGAAGUGAAAAAGAUGAGUCGGCAUGAUAAUGCGGAUAGAAUUCGGAUGCAGGAGACAGCUGAGAUUGUCGCAUGGUUGAAGAGCUCCAAGCCAUGGCAAGACUGUUUCGGUGGCCACAAGAUUCUUAUUGCCGAGGAUGCCGCCCAAGUGUGGGUUAUCUGCGCCAAACCAAGCUCCGCAUAUGCGGCUUACCUGGCCCAGGGCACGGACGACCAGAACCCUUUCAUAGAGAUGAAGUCAUACGGCCCGUUCCUUUUGAAUAAUAGCAAUGAAAUGAGAGACCUGUGCAUUGUUGUGGUGGCUAUUAUGCUGCGCUUUUUCUACUCAUUGCAGGUGCACUGA